UGUCCCUAUCGAUAUCAUCACGUGCGGCCGUUCCUUUCUACAUGGUCACUUUUCUCACCUCAAGAAAGAAGGCUCUGUGCAAGACGGUGUUUUUGCUCGCUGCUUUCAGCAACAAACAGGAACCUGGCCUUUUUCUUUGGCUAUUUAUAAAGGCAAAAGAUAUUUUCCUGUGGAUCGCAAGGCCCUGUUGCUGGAAGCAACAAGGACAACUUUCUGAUGAGGAUCAAGGCCUCCUGUCAUCAAGUGAAGGGUCAACGAACGCUCGGCAGUUGGAUCAAGAAACGCAACCAGCGACCAAUAAAGCUCCCGUAACCGAAGAAAUAAUCGAAAAAUGCCUCACGGGAGGAACCAAAGGAAAGCCCAAAAGGGAACCGAGACAAAAGAAGAGACCCACAACUCAGCCAUCGGCAGACAGGAAAGCAGCUUCCAAAGGCCCAAAGCAGCCCAAGAAGAGGAGUCAACCUAUUGGUGAAAGCAAGAAGAAAAAAGAAAGAGUGCAUAAAAGGCCACUUGCAGAAACGACCAAUGGCAACUUUCCCAAAUCGUUGGACCAGAGGACUUUCCGACGGAAAGAUAACAUUGGAGGAAAAUUUCCAGAGAAGUUCUGCGCCUAUGUGGAGCUUUUAGACGAAGAAAGACCAGGAAUUGUUAUAGAGGCACAAAAGGUUCAUCCACCCAUCGGAGUAUUUGCGGAAAAAGGGACGUCUGUCAGGAGACGGUCCAUCAACCGUUUACUCCGAGAGAUCGUUCACAAUUGUUCUAAAAUUAUGAAACUCGUUCAAGAUGGCGAAACGGACGUCGGAGGCAUAAAUGACGUUCAAUGGAAAGAAGGCAACGUUCCCCCCACGGUGCAAAGUGGUCGCGCGGAUGUUGACGAGGAACUCCCGGAGCGACACAGUAGGACGAAAGAUGACGAUCACAAAAAAUGUAUCGUGCCGCGGCUCCGCAAACUUGAUCCAGCAAACAACGUUUCGAGAAGGACUCCAUGGACUAAAGACAAAUGCUCCCAGACUGAACCAGAUGUAAACCUCAGUAAACGAUUGAAACGAAAGUAUAGUGUCAAAAGAGACUGUUGUGAGGAUCAAACGUCGUCCCAAUACGAAGAGCAGACAGAGGGACAUCCUCGUGUGUCCAAUAAACGUGCACUCGAAUAGCA
Messenger RNA from Ornithodoros turicata, 1156 nucleotides. RefSeq lists its product as uncharacterized. Bases 42 to 1154 code for a protein of 370 amino acids. The record is from RefSeq and is a predicted model, not a curated record. The transcript is spliced from 4 exons. Lineage: Eukaryota; Metazoa; Arthropoda; Arachnida; Ixodida; Argasidae.